AUGGAUCCACGGCAGGGAAUUUUCCAUAAGACAACUCUUGAGUCAACGACCACUUUACAACAGAAAUCAUUCCACACGACCACCCUCGCAGGCCAUAAAAGACCUCUAGCCGAACCUGGUGAUUCUGGACAGCAGCAGGCCGCUGUACCAAGAAGGCAGAAUGAAUUCCAAAGAGCAUCAGCUGUAGGGAAAGAAUUACCUAGACUAACUGCUAGCACCAUCGCUGCUACUGGUCCUGAUGCUGAUACUACUGCACAACCCUCUGAAUAUUCGCAGCGCCGGGUAGCACAGGCUACCCCGAGGUCGAUAGUUGAUCGUUCUCUGUCGCUAUCAUUCCCGAGAUAUGGCUUGCCUAGUUCGCUAGUGAACAACCUAAAUGCUCUUGGCAUCAAAGAGAUCUAUCCCUGGCAAAAGCAAUGUCUUUUGGGUCCAGGCCUUCUGAAUGGAUCCAAGAACCUAGUCUAUACGGCUCCAACCGGCGGGGGAAAAUCUUUAGUCGCUGAUAUUCUAAUGCUGAAAAAAGUCCUUGAAGACGGCAAUGCUAAAGCUUUACUUGUGCUUCCUUACGUUGCGUUAGUUCAAGAGAAGGUUCGAUGGUUACGAAGUGUUGUGCAAGAUAUUAAGAGGCAAAACUCUCAACCAGAUGCUUCCGAAAAGAGGGAAAAUUCGCUUUGGCAAAGACGAGCCGGUGAUGAUACCGUCAGAGUCGUUGGAUUUUUCGGGGGUGGCAAAGUUAGGGCUACGUGGGCUGACUUCGAUAUUGGUGUUUGCACAUUCGAAAAGGCGAACACGCUUAUUAAUACUGCUAUUGACGAUUGCACCAUUACUAAUCUUAGAGCUGUCGUGCUAGAUGAGCUGCAUAUGGUAGACGACGAUCAUCGUGGUUAUCUCAUGGAGCUUAUUGCUACAAAGCUUUUAAGUCUUGGGCACGACGUCCAAAUCAUCGGCAUGAGUGCGACUCUACAAAACAUCGAUCUAUUAUCGCGGUGGUUAGAUGCGCAUAUCUACAGCACUUUCUAUCGACCGGUACCUAUCGAGGAGUAUCUUGUCCACGAAAGCCAAAUUUACCCAGCCUCAUCAACCAGUGGGCUACUUAAGACCGCCACCCAGCUUGCUUCGACGCAUCCCAGUGCAAGCCAACCUCAGAAUCAUCCCGUGAGAAUUGUACACCCAAGUCCACACAAGGAAUUCAAGGAUCCGGUAUUAAAUGCCGUUGUCGCAUUAGCAACGGAAACGGCAAGAUCAGGAUAUGGUGCUCUUGUUUUCUGCAAUAGUCAUGGCUGUGAAUCCGACGCGCGGCUUAUCAGUCGUGCUAUGAACGAUACUUCUUGUCUUGACCCGGCCAUUAUGGAGAAAAGGCUAGACCUUUUGGCCGACUUACGUAGUCUCAGUACGGGACUUGACCCCUGCUUGGCUGAAACGGUCAUAUCUGGUGUUGCUUUUCAUCAUGCCGGCUUAACAACAGAAGAGCGUGACUUGAUUGCUAGUGCUUACGAUAGUGGCGUGCUCAAAAUACUGGUAGCGACUUGCAGUCUUGCUGCCGGUAUCAACCUUCCUGCGAGGAGAGUCAUACUUCACAAUGCGCGAAUGGGCCGAGAUUUAGUCGGGCCCUCUAUGCUUCGUCAGAUGCGUGGUCGGGCAGGCAGGAAGGGAAAGGACGAGAUAGGAGAGACCUAUUUAUGUUGUCGGAAAGACGACCUUCAGGCCGUCAUCGAGCUUAUGCAUGCUGAUUUACCUCAGAUCUCAAGUGGGCUAACCACAGAUAGACACCGCAUACAGCGCGCGUUACUGGAAGUCAUUGCCAUCAAACUAGCGAACUCAAGAGAUACCGUUGAGGAUUACAUCCAAAAAACCUUACUGAACCUGUCCACAGAGCCAGACGUCAUAACAGCUCAUGUAGAGUCAAGCUUACAAGACUUGGCUUCGAUGGGGUUCAUCCGCUCCGAUGAGCCUGACUUAUAUGAUGCAACACAACUGGGCAAGGCCGUUGUUACCUCGUCAUUGGAACCAGAGGAUGGUGCGUUUGUUCAUCGCGAAAUGCAACGCGCAUUGCGGGCUUUUGUAAUGGACGGAGAAAUGCAUAUCCUAUAUACGUUUACGCCGGUGCACGAUACAUCGGUUACGGUUAACUGGCGGGUUUUCAGGUCAGAAAUGGAAGGCCUUGACGAUAGUGGGCUUCGUGUUAUGACCUUCCUUGGCCUAAAACCAACACAAGUCAAUAAGAUGGCACAAGGUGGAAACCUUAAAGAAACGACGCCGGAAGAAAAAGAAAUUGCCCGCGUCUAUCGUAGGUUUUACCUGGCUCUUCAACUGAGAGACUUAUGUAACGAGAUGCCUAUCCAUAUUGUCUCCCAUAAAUAUGAUACGCCACGAGGUGCCGUCCAGAACCUUGCGCAGACAUGCCAAGGAUUCGCUGCUGGGAUGAUCAAAUUCUGCGAACAGAUGGGCUGGGGAGCGAUGGCUGCCAUACUCGACCAUUUUUCAGAUCGGCUGAACGCGGGAGCGAAGUCAGAUCUGCUAGCGCUAACGAAAAUUACGUUCAUCAAGAGCCGGACAGCGAGGGUCUUCUACGAGAACGGAUUAAAGACGGUCGCAGCCGUCGCAAAUGCCGACCCCAAGGAACUUGUGCCGAUUCUUAUACAGGCGCAACCGAGCAAAGUGAGGCUCAAGUCGAAGGACGAGGAAAAGUACGAGGAAAAACUUCUUGCCAAAGCAAAAAUCAUCGCGGACUCAGCGAACCGGCUGUGGCAAAUCGAGAUGCAGCAGCAGGUUUAUGAGGAAUAG
Annulohypoxylon truncatum is the source of this 2784-nucleotide messenger RNA. RefSeq names its product P-loop containing nucleoside triphosphate hydrolase protein. Gene Ontology annotation, molecular function: ATP binding; nucleic acid binding. The coding region runs from base 1 to 2784 and encodes 927 amino acids. Lineage: Eukaryota; Fungi; Ascomycota; Sordariomycetes; Xylariales; Hypoxylaceae. The record is from RefSeq and is a predicted model, not a curated record. The transcript is spliced from 9 exons.